CAAGCAUCAGAUUUCUCGCUGUGAGAGAGAGGGGGGGAUAGCGCUCGCUUUAUUGAGAGAGACGGAGAGAGAGAGGGCGAGGGAGAAACAACUCUGGACGACUGAAGACUUGCUGCUUCCACAAAUACAUAACGACAGAAACACCUAAAGAAAAACAGCUAAAUACAACUGUAAAAGUUACAGAUCGAGCCAUGGACGGGAUGGCAGCAUUUGGACGCGCUUCGCUCUCGUGCACCUUGCUGCUUUGCUUUUCAUUGCAAGUGUGCUGGGCCGUCGUGACAGUGACAGUGACUCCCAAGGUGGAGGUGAUCAAGGGAGAGUCAGCCAGUCUGCCCUGCACCUUCAAAAUCCCUCCCACCCCGAACAAAAUCGUGGAGUGGUUCAUUGAGGAGGGUGGCACCAGGAAGCGUGUUGCGUUCCGCUCCGUGUCGGGCGGAGAGGGGAAGAGUGAUGAGGGGACACGUCUGUCCGACAGAGUGACCAUGGGAAGGGACUUCUCUCUGAACAUCUCCCCCGUGGCGGUGGAGGACCAGCUGCCCUACUACUGCCAGGUCACUGCUGGCCCUGCCGGGGUUGGAGAGGCCAUCACACAGCUCAAAGUCUUCUUCGCUCCAGAGAUGCCAGAGGUCACUGGAUCCAACCAGGCCAUAUCUGUAGGAGACUCCUCCACACAGGUGGGCCAGUGUGUGAGCCAUAACGGUCACCCCCAGCCCAGGAUCAUCUGGUUCCAGGACUCCAAGCCUCUGCCUGAGGUCAAGGACAACAAAGAGAAGGUGUACAUGGUGCCAUCAGUGGUAAAGGAAGCAUCAGGUCUGUUCACCAUCACCAGCACCCUGAUGAUGCAGCCCCAGAAGGCUGACAAGGACAGCGUAUACCACUGCACCGUGGAGUACAGCAUGCCCAACGACAUGAUCAAACAGAUCGACUCUGACACCUUCUCCCUCACCCUCAACUAUCCCUCUGAGACAGCGACCUUUGUCCUGGUGAACACUGAGCCAAUCAGAGAGGGUGACGAGGUGAAGAUGAUGUGUGAGACAGACGGAAACCCUCAGCCUGAGAUUGAGUUCUUUAAGGAUGGGAUAAACAUUAAGGAAGGAGUAGCAGGGGGACUUUUGACUCUGAAGUCCGUCAAGCGUUCGGAUGCUGGGGUGUACAAGUGUAUGGCCACCGACUUUGAUAACCUGGAUGCUGAUCUUAAUGGAGAAGUCACCCUCUCUGUCCACUACAUUGACCCAAUGAGUGUGAGGCCUGCUGGUCCAUUGUCGACAAUGACGGGAGACAUGGUGGAGCUACAGUGUAAGACCAAGGCCUCAGACUCACACACCGUCCAGUGGAAGAAGGGCUCCACGGUGCUGUCCCAGACUGGUGUCUUGUCUCUGAAGUCGGUGACAUUCGCUGAAGCUGGCGAGUACUCCUGUGUGGGCGCAGUGCCCUCUGUGCUUGGGCUCACCUCCAAGGCCAGCGUCAAUCUCACCGUCUCAGGUAAACCUGAGAUUGAUGCAGCUGUUGAUGGAAUGGUGGAGAAGGAGGGAGACAUGGUGACUCUGUCCUGCUCUGCUCACGGACAUCCUGCCCCACAGUUCACCUGGACACCCUCAGGAAAGGAGUCAGUGUUGGUGAAGGAUAACAAGGUGGUCAGUAUGGUCAUGCUGGAGGCCAGUGCUGCAGUCCUGAAGGACGGGGUCACCUGCGAGGCCAGUAACGACCACGGCGCAGCCUCCCAGGUCUUCAAAGUCACCAUCAAACAAGCCGUCGAUCCCAACGCAGCCAAUGAUGCAGGCAGAGGGAACCAUGUGCUUAAAACAGCUGAUAAGCAGCAGGGUGGCUCCAGUGGCGUGGUGAUAGCCGUGGUGGUGUGUGUCCUAAUGCUGCUGCUGCUGGUGGCACUCCUAUACUUCCUCAACAAGAAGGGCAAGCUGCCCUGCAGCAAGAAGGACAAUAAGGAAGUGGCAAGUGGGGAUGUGAAUAAUGACAUUGUGGUGGAGAUGAAGACAGAAAAGGCCAAUGAAGAGGCUGGCCUCCUGAACAAGCCAGGAGCACAGCAGUGAGGAACAGAGGAGAAUAUGACACAAGAAGACAGAAAGAGAGGGAUGAAGGGAUGGAUGAAAAACGACAGCAGGGCUUGUCGGACUGAGGGAGAAAAGACGGUGGAAUGGAAGGGUGUUUUUGUAGGGAUGCGGGGAACCUGUUGGGGGAGGGGGGGGGUAUUUAAACAUGAGACCUAAUACAUCACUGAACAUCAUCAUGACAUUAUCAGAGUGUAAUCCCUUUCCACCAAUCACAACUCUUGGUUGACAACUCUCACAACUCUUGGUGUAGAAUAGAGCUGUACAGUAAACGUGUCCAACAUGACUCUAGCCACAGUAACUCUACCCCAAUCCAAACAGAAAAUGCCAUUGUGUUGCAGGAGUGUAUGUGCGUGUGAGCGUGUGUUUGUGAGUGUGUGCUGUAUUGCUUUGUGUAUCUGAGCUGUGGGUUGUUCUUCGUUCAGUCAGUGUAGAACUGGAUGUGUCUGUUCUGUGUGGAGUCUGCAUCUAGCCCAUUCUGAUGGACAUGGGGAAAACACAAACUGUCAUCCUACUCUAUUCAUCCCUAUGCUGAUUAUUGUGUCACUCUGAAUUCUAUCCCGUAACAUAGAGAUUGACCGUGCCUACUGUUACAUCAAACUUAAUGAUCAUAUUGCAGAUGUGCUUUCUGACAAACCUUUUCAGUCAAACAGGGCAAGCAAGGCCCACUUAUACAAGUCAAAAGUCAUUCCAGCCUAAAUCCACUCCGGCCUUCUGAUAAGAGCCUAUACUGUAUAUAAUUCUAGACUGUUCUAAGGAGGAACUUACCCCUAUCUCCCUGUUUGCUUUGGUCCUGGCCAGAGUCCUCUCUUUACAGGAUGACAUGAAAUAGAAGACUCUAGUCCCUGUGUAUCAAUUCAUUGUUUAGUUUUUCAUUUCAAAUCUAGAAUGUUUAUUCAUUUAUUCAAAUUCCUUUCAGCUGUUACCUUAGCAACAGCCGAGACAAUUUCUAACUUCCUGAUCCCUUCCUGUGUAAAUGUAUUUUUUUCUCAAACCAAAAAGCAACAAAAAUACAAGCUAUUCGGUGUACAAAUUAGUUCCAAAAUGUUGACGAAAUGUUUAUUAUGUAUCAGGUCAUUUGUUUUAUUCUUUUUGUUGCUCUGUCUCUGCAAAUGGAAUACUGUAUAACCUGUCAAUCAAAUGGAGGCUUACUGCAUACGUGAGGUGAAUCUGAAUGAAUCUGUGUGUGUUUACUGUGUCGUUAGAGACCUGACCCUGCUACAGCGCUCGCCGUAUUUCAUAGCCUACUGUCCUUCUCUGAGCAAAGCCAUUUUCAGAAACACAACACUCCCUGUUACGCUCAGCUCACCCAAUUAUCAUCCCCUAGCUCUGGAAAAUUGGAGUAACCUGGCAAAAUGGGGAACGUUUUUGUCCUCCGUUGACAAUCUGAAAUCUCUGCCAGCUGCACUACCAUUUCCUUCAGUACAGAUUGGCUUUGCAGGCCGGAGGGGUUAGCAACACAGUGAGCACAGAUUCACCUGCGAACGUCACAGACACAGGUUAGUCACAGCUUGAUGAGGGAGAGAGGGAGGGGAGCAGGGGAGGCGAGAGGGGGUAGAGUGUGGGGGUGAGGUGGGAGGGGAGAAGGUGUAGAGUGUGGGGUUGAGAUGGGAGGGUGUAGAGUGUGGGGAUGAGGUGGGAGGGUGUAGAGUGUGGGGAUGAGGGGAGAGGGGGUAGAGUGUAGGGGUAAGGUGGGAGGGGAGAGAUUUUUUUUUACCAAAAUAAGUUGAGUUAUUGAGUGUCUUAGUGGGGGUGUUCCAAUGUUUUGGUGCGCAUUUGGUGUCUGUCUCUCUCUGCCUCACACGCUUUUUGAUACUACCUAUAUUGGCAGCACAAAGAUAUAUGAGAGCUGGUUGCAGGGUCCUCUAUCAUGGGUAUACACUGGAAAGAAUUGCCUUCUGAACAGGUCACUAUAACCACUAUCGUUUUUUCUGGGAAUCAUUUGUUUUUUCCAAUGGUGUUUAUAUGUCUAGUGAUUUAAGAAAUCUAUAUUUCCAUAACUUAAUGAGUGUUCUGACUCCUGCGAAGUUAGGGGGAGACCAACAGGUGCAUAUUUUCAACUUUGGAAUGCUUGGUUUUAUUUGUCCCCCAAAAAAUAUAAAUUGAUAUAAAAUAAGUGUUUUCUUUUUUCUUUUUGAUUCCUGCACUUCAGAACUACUGAGUUGUGACUUGUGUUGUUUUGUGGGUUUUCCACUGGUUCUAAGAGAAGAGAGAAAGGUUUGAAUUAGGAUUCUUGUCUUGCUAUACAUAUGUGAGUGCUUUUUUCUCUUCCUGCUAUACUGUAUAUUUGGUGGUAUGCUGUUCUGUUGUGAGUUCUGUACUUUGUUCUUGUAUCUUCUUAUUGAACUGUGUAGAAUUUAUAACAACUGAAAACCCAAGAAAAAACAACCAAACUCCCACAA
Messenger RNA from Oncorhynchus kisutch (coho salmon), 4468 nucleotides. Its product is annotated as basal cell adhesion molecule. The record is from RefSeq and is a predicted model, not a curated record. Bases 192 to 2048 code for a protein of 618 amino acids. Gene Ontology annotation, molecular function: laminin receptor activity. Gene Ontology annotation, biological process: cell-cell adhesion. Lineage: Eukaryota; Metazoa; Chordata; Actinopteri; Salmoniformes; Salmonidae. The transcript has 17 exons. Gene Ontology annotation, cellular component: cell-cell junction; plasma membrane.